This is a messenger RNA of Neopsephotus bourkii (Bourke's parrot), 7033 nucleotides long. It is a transcript of the gene SLC44A5, whose product is annotated as solute carrier family 44 member 5. Gene Ontology annotation, cellular component: membrane. The record is from RefSeq and is a predicted model, not a curated record. The transcript is spliced from 22 exons. Gene Ontology annotation, biological process: transmembrane transport. Lineage: Eukaryota; Metazoa; Chordata; Aves; Psittaciformes; Psittacidae. Gene Ontology annotation, molecular function: transmembrane transporter activity. The coding region runs from base 124 to 2271 and encodes 715 amino acids.
AGCGGAGCGGGGUCUGCCCGGCUGCUGCCGCCUCUCAUGCCUUCACGGCAACAAAGGGCGCGCUGAGCGGCGGGCGGCGGCGCCGGGCCACUGGCCGUGCCGGCGCGGAGGCACCAGGAGACGAUGGCCAGGAAGGGAGAAGCGUCCGCGGCUCUCUACGGUGAACCAAGGAAAUUUGACCCAAAGUUCAGAGGACCUAUCCAUAACAGGCACUGUACAGACAUCGUGUGCUGUGUGAUCUUCAUAGUGGUCAUUCUGGGUUACAUUGCGUUAGGAGUUGUGGCUUGGGUGCAUGGCGAUCCCAGGAAAGUGAUUUAUCCAACUGACAGCUACGGGCAGUUCUGCGGUCAGAAAGACACCCCCAAUGAGAACAAGACCAUUUUGUUUUACUUCAACAUUCUGAAAUGUGCCAGCCCCGUGGUGUUAAUAAACCUACAGUGCCCUACAACACAGCUUUGUGUCUCAAAGUGCCCAGACAGGUUUGUGACCUACAUUGAUGUUCAGGCCUCCUACAGAUACAGACCAGAUCAGUGGAAUUACUUCAAGCAGUUCUGCAAACCUGGUUUUAACAGUCCUCGCAAGUCUGUUGCUCAAGUCCUACGUGAUGAAGAUUGUCCUUCGAUGAUCAUUCCAAGCAGGCCUUUUCUGAAGAGAUGCUUCCCAGACUUCUCCACGAAGAAUGGUGUGCUAACCGUGGCAAAUCAGACUACAUUCAAAGACGGAAGAGGGAAAACAAGAAAUGUAACCGAUCUCAGGGAAGCUGCAAACGGCAUCAAUAAUGUCCUGGAUGCAAGAUCAAUUGGAGUAAAAAUUUUUGAAGACUAUGCUAUUUCUUGGUACUGGAUUUUAAUUGGGCUGUUCAUUGCAAUGAUUGUGAGUCUGCUCUUCCUUGUGUUACUGAGGUUCACAGCUGGGGUUCUCUUCUGGAUUUUCAUCUUUGGUGUGAUUGGAAUUAUAGGUUAUGGCAUCUGGCAUUGUUACUGGGAGUAUGACCACCUUAAAGGAAUCCCUGGAUCUGACCUCACUGUUUAUGACAUUGGAUUCCAGACAGACUUCAGAGUGUACCUGCAGCUGAGGCAAACAUGGUUAGCAUUUAUGAUAAUCCUUUGUGGUGUUGAGGUCAUAAUUAUACUGAUGCUGAUCUUCCUAAGGAAUCGGAUCCGGAUUGCCAUUGCACUCUUGAAGGAAGGCAGUAGGGCUAUUGGCUACAUAAUGUCUACGUUGUUCUACCCAAUCGUCACCUUCAUACUCAUUGCAAUCUGUAUUUCCUACUGGGCUGUGACAGCUGUUUUUCUGGCUACAUCAGGAGAACCUGUGUAUAAAGUAAUGGCUAAUCAAACACUGUGCAAGUAUGCAAACCUGACUUGUGACCCAGAGACUUUUAACACAACCAAUGUCACUAAAUUGUGUCCAGGUGCUCAGUGUACUUUUGCUUUUUAUGGAGGAGAAAGCCUGUACCAUAAGUACAUCUUCAUCUUCCAGUUAGCCAAUGCCUUUGUCUUUCUCUGGCUGGUGAACUUUGCAAUUGCAUUGGGUCAGUGUACCCUUGCUGGUGCCUUUGCCUCCUAUUACUGGGCCUCUCGAAAACCAGCUGAUAUUCCACUAUGGCCACUCUUCUCUUCAUUCGGACGAGCAAUACGAUACCAUACAGGUUCGCUGGCAUUUGGAGCCUUAAUUCUUGCAAUUGUCCAGCUUAUUCGAGUAAUAUUGGAGUACUUGGAUCACAAACUGAAAGGUACACAGAACUCCUUCACUAGAUUCCUACUCUGCUGCCUCAAAUGCUGUUUCUGGUGUUUGGAAAAAUUCUUAAAAUUUAUAAACAGAAAUGCCUACAUCAUGAUUGCCAUCUAUGGUAAAAACUUCUGCACCUCGGCGAAGGAAGCGUUCUUUCUGCUCAUGCGGAAUGUGGUGAGAGUUGCAGUUCUGGACAAAGUUACAGACUUCCUUUUAUUCCUGGGGAAAAUCCUCGUUGCUGGUGGUGUAGGUGUUCUUGCAUUCUUUUUCUUCACACAGAAGAUACCAGUCAUUGCACAGGAAGCACCGACGUUAAAUUACUACUGGGUACCAUUGUUGACAGUCAUUAUUGGCUCCUACCUAGUUGCACACGGGUUCUUCAGCGUCUAUGCAAUGUGUGUUGACACGCUUUUCCUCUGCUUUUGUGAAGACCUGGAAAGAAAUGAUGGAUCUACAGCAAAACCCUACUUCAUGUCAGCUAGCCUUCACCGAAUUCUAGGGAAGAAGGAGCUAAGCCCUAAGAAGGCAGUGGGAUAACAUACACUAAACUGCAACAUCAAAACAGUGUCACUUUUAAGCAAAAUUUGUAUAAAGUAGGCAAAAGUAAAAACUGUAAAUGAUGCUUCUGGUUAAUGGGUGAUUUUUUUUUUCCUUUUGCUUAUAUCUAAAAAAAAAUGAGCAACAUUGGUAACAUUUAACUAGUUUAAGUGCUUAAACUAACAUCUGUGAAAACAGGCCACGUUUUAGUUUAUAGAGUGCCUACGAGAAGGAAAAUGUAAAUUUGAAGCUUUUUUAAGUCUAUAAUGAAGUUUUAAUAACUUUUGUAACACAAGUUGCUGCCUUAGAUGACAGCAGUUUUGAUAACGUUUCUUUUUGUAAGUGUAUAUUUGUAAAAGAAAUUCAGGCAAUUUUUUGAAAGCACUAACAUAACCUAAUCAGCCAUAAAAGAUUGUUUGAAACUCUCUAGUUACCUAGGAGAUGGUACUAAAUUUGUAAAUAUGGUGCUAUGAUUGUAUUUUUUUGUACGAGCUGGUUCACAGCUAUUUAAACUGUGAUUAUACAUGCAUUAAUGAUUCCCUACACUGAAAAACAUAGUGAUAUUUUAAGCACAUCCACAUCUGCGUCUUUUAUGAAAUGAUGGUACCCUGCAGGUCCCAAAGAAGGUGGUCAGAGGAGGCUAUACCUGGUCCUGCUUAAAGUGAAGUUUUCUGUGAGUUGUGCUUGAAAGAUGAUCUAAUCAAGAGAAGGUCCCACUGCACUCGAUUUGUGGUUUCACAAAAGAAGUUUCAUCUGGUACAAGAUGGUGAAUGUAUCAUUUUUAGCUGAUGUGUGAGAGAGAUGCACUUAAUAUCCUCCUAUCUCUGAUUGUGUUCUGCGUUACGAGGAGCUGAGUUGCACUGAAAGGAAAACCAAAUGCAGUCUUUUUUUAACUUGGAAGAAAGCCUUGGCUGCAGUUGUGCGAGGAAUUCUGUUGCCACUGCCUAGCUCAGAAGGGCUCCUUAAUAAGACAUUGCAGUGACCGUGUGUGUCCUGAGGGCCAGGCCUGCUCCUUCAGCAGGUCUCCGGGCUCUCAGGUGCUCACACAGAAAUGUGUUAACACAUUGAACUCGAUUCUUCUCAUGAUGCAGCAUGAAUUAUUUAGAUACUGAAACAUGCUCCAAAAGCUUUAGUUUGCUUUUUUAUUAUUAAAUUUGCCCAGUCAUUAGAACAAUAUCCAUUGGUAGAAAGCACAUUAAUAUUCUGUUCCAUUUAAUGACCCUCCCAUUAGUAGAAGUGUCACUGGGGUUAGUAGCAGCUCUGCUCAUGGAAGAAGUCUUACACUGGAGUGCUUCUCAAGUCCUUUAUUGCCAUGAGCUGAGCUGAAAAGGUUUUAAUUUAUUGUUCUCAUGGGUGCCCAAGGACCCAGCCACACUGAUCCUGCCCCUAGUUUUCAUGGAUUCUGCCAUAGUGGGUAAGAUAUUCCAUUACUGUCUGCUUGCAGCAGUGGCAUGUGCCAUGCCUCUGCUAGACCUCUUACAGAAGUUCAGCACUUGACAUACCUUCCUAGCCCCAGGAGUCAGUUGGUCUCACAAAGGGAAAGGCAAAUUCUUUUCCAGACUAUUUGCAUGCAAAUUUCUGGGGAAAGUUUCCUGACAAUCCACAUCCCAAAGUGAUUUUGCUCUCUAACAACUCAUGGCUCCAGUUCAUGAUAACUGUAAGGACUACAGAGGCAGAAGUACUGUCCCUGAUGUGGCCGGCCUUGGGUCCUGCUGAUGCACGGUGGGUACCAUCCCUGUGCUGCUGGCACAGGCACGGCAGGGUCUCAAAACCUGGUGAGGUGAUGUGCAAGCACAGGGUACUCGUGUGCAUUCCCUGUGAUUGGGUUGGCACUGCAGCACUUUCCCUGGAGCAAAAGUGAGGGGUCUGGUUUAGGACUCAAGUAAUGUGAAGGUGUACAGUUUCAAAUGGAACUGCUGGUUGUGGGCACCUUCAGAUUUUGAAAACCCCUCUUAGCCUAGAGUAAACCUGACUUUUGGAAAGGGCUGAGGAACCUGCUUUCAGAAAAACACAGGCUUCCAACUAUGAAGUUUUGCAUCAUCAUCGUCAUUCCUUUCUCCUUAUGUGCAUGGUGUCGAAUAUCCAACACCCCCCCCCCAUUCUAAUCUCUUCCGAGAAUGCAGUCAGUAGCUUUCUGGGGUCUGUGUCACCAUUCUGUGAUUGAAGGAGUGGCUGGUCUGAUCACAGCCUGUCUGCUAAACCUUUAUUUUGAAUCUUAUUUUUUCGAUAGCACUGUGUGGUUAGUUUGCAUUAAGGAAUCUAUAUUUCUAUUGGACUUGAGUGUCUUACUGGGAGCUCAGCCGAAAAAGCGUGUUUCUGAACACAGUGUGGUUUUUUAUCAUAUGAAUGUAACCAUAGAGUUUAUUAGGAAUAAACCAUAAUAGACAUAGUAGACAGUCAUUUGACUAGAAGACUUUUGUAACAAGCCUAUGCAUUUACUAAAGGAAUUUCUAAAAGUGAAAGUUUUAAAUUGUAUUAUUAUUUAUAUACAGUAAAUAUAUAUGUGUAUAAAUUUGCUUCACUCACUAUUUUGUGAAAUUAUUUAGAAUGUGAUCAUCAUUUCUGAAAAAACUUAAAAGCCAUUUUCUUAACAAUAUAAUUAUGAGAACUGUGACAAUAUAAAGCAAUACCAUGUAGAUUUUGUAAUCACUAGAUUCAAUAAAUAAAUCAGAAUGAUUUAAUACUAAGAUUGGCUUUAAAAAAUAAAUUGCUAUUAAUGAAUUAAGUAGAAAUUAAUGAAAGUAAAGUAAUUACUUGGGAAAGAAUAACAUAAAAUAUUUUAAGACUAACGUAUUAUAAUGGUUCCUAUCUCAUCCUGUGUGCCAGAGUCUGCAGCCUUGCACCACAGAGGAGGUCCUAGUGGUGACGUUCAUGGAUCUGGACAUGUCCUUUGUUGCUUUAUGUAGUGUAAAACUGAAAAUUCCAUCCCUCACUUCAGAGAGUGGAAUCUGUAGUAGCUGUGUCUGUAACACGGUGAAUUAUGUCCUGUGUGCUUUGCUCUGAGCCCAUGGGAGUUGGUGACGGUGUGCCCACCCAUCCCAUGAGGCACAGCCCCGUGGCACACGUGACAGACGUGGCACAUGCUGGAGGGCGUCUGGUGCUGACAGUGCAGGAGAGGAGGUGAUGCUGGGACCCAACACGUGGCAGAAGCCCAUUGUGCUGCUGCUGGCAAAGGGCUUGGCAGGUCCUGGUCCUUCUCAGCCCCAGGAGAAGCUUUGGGAAGGCAGAAAGCCCCAUAUAUGGACCCCACAAGCAAGCAGAACAUAGAAACCAAGAGACAGUAGAAAGCACCUGCUAUCACAUCCCCGUAGUCAUGUUUGGUUUAGUUCUGGUUGGGUUCAUUGUGCCUCCCUAGGAUAUAUUAAUGGAUGGCUUUCAUUUACACGUUUUAUACCAAAGUUUUAAUGUCAAGCCUUCAAAUUUUGUAAAAAAAGGGGAAAAACCAGAAAAAAAAAGUAACCCCAGAAACAAAACAAAGAAAUGAGAAAGAUGGCAUUGUUUCUUAUGCUGAGGUGUUUUUUAGCAAGUGGUAUGCAGCAGCGGAUUCUCGGGUGUCCCAGGGGUGCUGAAUGGUCUCUUGGACACUACUCUUUAGAAGGAUGAGAUACUGUAAAGUUGCAUGUUCUGCUGUAGAACAGGAAACAGAUUUUGGCAGGUGCAGUGUCAAGCUGGUUCUGGACAGUCAGUAAGUGUUCUUCUGCAAGUGGUUGUCAGAGGAGUGAUGGGGAAGAACAGCCUGGCUCUCCUGGGUGACGUGUAACGUCUGUCUCCUUUGGGCCUCUUCCUCAGCCUGGACAGCUGUGUCGUCUCAAAGUGCCUUACAGGCUGUUACUUCACCUGGCUUCUACUCUGAAGUUUAUUCGCACCAUGUAGACUACAGAACAGGAAAGGAUUGGUAAGGAAAGGCGUGCUCUCCUUAUUUCCAAUUAACUGAUAUGCAGUGAACUAUGGGAGAGCUGUUGGUUGUGUCUGGCUGCGGGAUGCAGCCCCUACAGUGUGGUGAAGACACAGACUGUCUGGUCCGGGAGGAAACCUGUCAUGGCCAUGGUCAAAUAAUCCAAUGAAACCAAUGCAAGAUGUUCCGUUUUAAGUAGUACAGUCAUUUAUAGCUUUAAUUUAUGGCAUGGUGAACUCCUGAGCUGAGAACGCCAGUUCUACUUUGGGUUCCAGCACCCAUAUGAUUGUACCUGUUGCUGCAAGGAGAGCUGGGCUCGAGUACUGAGAGCAGGAGGGGAGAAGCUGGUGUGUCUGGUGCAUCUGUUUGCCAUACGCAUGAAGCCCAUCCUCCACAUUGAGACUGACCAUUUUCUAUUCUAGAAAUGUUUAUAAAUUAUGCUAAAUUUUUAAACUUUUGAUACAGGUGAUGAUUUUGAGGUGAUGUUGAUUUGUACUGCGCUAUGAUCCAAUUGGAAAGAGAACUGUUUAUUCAUGUUCCAGUAACACUGGUGCUACUGAUACUGUCUGUUACUCUGCUGCAGAGCAUCCACAUGUAUUUCUCCCAAACACCGGCUUGUAAAACCACGGAAAAGGCUGUUUAAGAAGCGGGAUGGAGGUCACUGUCUCGUUGAUGUGAUUGUUAAAUUGUCACCUUGACAAAACCAAACUGACACGAGCACGACAGUUUGAGCUCUAAACGCUGUUGCUUCUGCUGUGGAGAAAUGGGCCUGCGCUGCUGCAGUACCUUUGCUAACAGGAGCGUGUCCAUUUGUUGUUCACUGUUGUCAGCUCUUGGGGAUUGUUCUAAUAAAGGUUUGGAUACAAA